AUGGACGACAAAAUGAUCACAGAUUCCACAGGGGAAGAGUCCCUGCCAAUCGGUGACCUCGCUCAAGAGAUUAAGUUUAUCGACACCCACGAUAAGGCUCAGCGUCUCCAGAAAUAUCGUCGGCGUGAAGAAGACCAAGAGUCGUUGAAGUACCAGAAGCUGGUUUCGCCGUACCAAUGGGCCAAUGUAGAUGACGACGACGACUUGAGACAGAAGCUCGACGUGCAAAUGGCAAACCCUUGGAAGGCUUUGGACCCAGAUGCUUUCUUGCCACAGUCAUACAAAGUCACAAAUAGCGCUAAUGAUAACCGUCGGCAACCCCUCAUGCCAUUCGCGGAGAUCCCGAAUCCAAUCAAGACCACCACUUUCUGGGUGCUCCUGAAGAAACCCAACAGAUCCGUGCGUCGUGGCGCUGAGCACAGCUACCUCUUGGUGAACAAGGGGCCUCGCGGCAGCAAGAAUUGCCACACUUCGCUCAUGAUUGAUGGCGGCCAGUUUGGAUGCCCUGUGAUUCGAUUUCAAAUGCAGCUGAGUCGCGAUCCUAGCAACAUGAUGGCUAAUGGACUCUUCCGGGCUUUCGGUGAUGACCAAUUUCACUUCGAUUCAGGUUAUGCCCCUAGACACCCCAAGCAACUUACAGAUGAGGGCUUUGCUAUCUUGAAACGUGGGAACUCCUCUCGUGAUGAGGUUUUAAAGCGUUUGCACGGCUGCAUCUGGACCAUUGGUGGUGGUGUUGUGCUUGAGGGCUUCGACACCGAUACAGUCAGAAAGAUCAAAGCACAUCCAGAACUCUAUCAUCCCGAAGUCAAGGGUAAUAUCGAAGCCAUUGAACAACUCGGCACCCUUGGCGGCAGAAUAUCGCUUUCAUUCUCUCUUGGUAGCUCCAAAGAAGAAGAAUUAUAUCGAGCUCACGACGUUCUUCGAUGCUUCCAACACAGUGUCCACAACGGUCACAUCAAUCACUACCCAUACUUGGACGCAAAUGGCCGUUUUACCUGGGACAUGCCUCACAUCAAAAAGGUUGCAAAUGGCAUGAAUGUCAUCCCUAGAAAAACCGAGGACCCCAAAUCUGUAGAAACCUACAGAGUGAAACCGGUGGAGAACACGUAUCAAGGACUACAGACGUACAUGAUCGCCAAGGCGUGUGCAGACCUUCGUGAGGUGCAGUUUGAGGUAGCCAAUCGCAAUGCAGUGAGCAUCGAACAGCACCGCGCGUAUAUUGUCGCCACUUCUCCCCACCAGUUGGAGGGCCGAGACUCGCGAGAUGGCGCCGAGAUUUACACUGUUUUUGUGACUCUCAACUACCAGGGGCGUGAUCUUACCGAGCUUACGCCGGAGCCAGCGAUCAUCCUCAGUAUAAACUGGGAGAAUAAUGCCAAAGCACAGUUUGAGGAGCGAAAGAAGCGCUGGAGAGGUCCGGUCAUCCAACCACCCGAGACUGAGCUCGAAGGCUGUCACUUUGUCAUGUUUGCGCACGCGAAGAAAGACAGUGUUAUCCAGAAAGCUUAUGCUACCCUCCAAGAAGCAAAGUUAGCAGGUGGCUUGCCGAUUCACCUAGAGUACGAAAUGCAAGAUCGUCUCAGUCCGAGGUUAAAAACGGCUUUCAGACAAAUCUUCAAGCCAGAAUUCCGGCAACUUGCAUUGAUGCUCAUGGGCCGUUAUGACGAGGCAGUCAAAGUGCCUCGCAAGAUGAACAAGAUCCUCUUCCCCGUCAAGAAUGAUGAGUUCGUUAGGACGCCCGAGGAGGAAAAGGCUUACAAGACGUGGGCUGACUGGGUCUCAGACCACUGCCACGAGAAUGGUCCUACUAAAUGGGCCUUGAACACAGAGCAGCUGAUUGCCAUCAGCACAUUAGCCAAUACUCAGUUUGCUAAGAUCAUCCGUGGACCACCAGGUACUGGCAAAUCUCUCACUGGAGGUAGCGCUGUCUGGGCUGCCUUGGCAGCAGGCAAUGGUGAAGGCAGAAUUCUGGUUGUUGCCAGCUCCAACGAAGCUACCGAUGCGAUCGCUUCAAAGAUCACCCACUGUCGGCUUAACGACUCACGUAUGAAAAAGGCUCUUGUGAUCAGAAUGCAUGUUGAGGGUGCUGAGUACCAGUAUGCACAAGAGCACGGCACGGACGACUCACAUCCUUUAGCCGAACGUCGCGGCCAAGAAUCAGAGCGUCUCCAGAAUUUGAAAGCAACUUUUCAGAUUGCCACGCUAAGCGGCUUCACUACAGAAAAGAUGCGAAGCCUUAGCAAAGCGGCAAAGAGAGCGCAUGGGCGGCACAUUGCCACCUAUGGGCUUUCGCUUGCUGAGGCUAUUUGGCAAGAGUCGCAGAUGUCAUUGAGACAAACUCGCUUAUCCCGGCGCAUAGGCGAGAGCCUCAUGAACAAGCAGCCCUAG
Endocarpon pusillum Z07020 is the source of this 2388-nucleotide messenger RNA. RefSeq lists its product as uncharacterized. Gene Ontology annotation, molecular function: helicase activity. Bases 1 to 2388 code for a protein of 795 amino acids. The transcript is spliced from 3 exons. NCBI's taxonomy places the organism in Eukaryota, Fungi, Ascomycota, Eurotiomycetes, Verrucariales, Verrucariaceae. The record is from RefSeq and is a predicted model, not a curated record.